UGACUGUUUCUUCAGUGGACCUAACCAAAAGGACAGUGGCUCUGAGGCAAGAGGAGUUACCCUUGUGCCACACCGUCUAGCUGCUGGCUGUGCAACCCUAAGGGGUGAUGGUGAUCUCCAUGCUUUAGGGCAGUGAUUUUUCAACCUUUUUCAUCUCAUGACACACACAAACGAAUUACUAAAACUCUGUGGCACACCAAAAAGUAUAUUUUUUACCGAUCUGACAAAAACAGUGUAAUUUUUAAUCAUUCACACCGGACGGCUAUAAAUAGUCAGACCCUGCAUGCUUUAAAAAUUCUUGCGGCGCACCAGCUGAAAAUUUCUGUUUUAGGGUGAGCGCCAGAGAGGGACCCUGGGCCCGGGCAGGGCGGAACGCCAAGGGACGAGUCCCGGGUUCAGUCGGCCCCUUCCUGCAUCCCCACCGCCUCCGCCCCGUCACUUCCGGCGUCCUUUCCGGCCGGUGUGAUGGUCUCAGACCCGAGGAAGGGCGGCUCUGGGCAGCGUGUUCCACAGCCAUGGAGCUGGAUGACCCGGCCGAGGCGCUGACGGAGCUGCGUGAGCGAAAGCUGAGCCUGUCGGGACUGCUGCAGGUGGCAGCGGGCUCGGGCCUGGCCGCCUACGCCGUGUGGGCGCUGGUACUGCACCCGGGCUUCCGCCGGGUGCCUCUGAGGCUGCAGGUGCCCUACGUUGGGGCGAGUGUGCGGCAGGUGGAGCACGUGUUGUCGCUGCUGCGAGGCCGUUCUGGAAAGCUGGUGGACCUGGGCUCUGGCGACGGCAGGAUUGUGCUGGCUGCCCACAGAUGCGGUCUCCGCCCAGCUGUGGGCUAUGAGCUGAACCCUUGGCUGGUGGCGCUGGCGAGGCUGUAUGCCUGGAGAGCAGGCUGUGCUGGCAGUGUCUGCUACCACCGUGAGGACCUCUGGAAGGUGAGCCUGAGGGACUGCUACAACGUGUCUGUGUUCCUGGCCCCCAGCGUGCUCUCACUGCUGGAGGGAAAGCUACAGGCAGAACUACCAGAGGGGGCCCGUGUGGUAUCCGGACGUUUUCCCCUCCCCACCUGGCAGCCUGUGGCUGUGGUGGGUGAGGGCAUGGACCGUGUCUGGGCCUAUGACAUCCACAGUGGUGGGCCAGUUGGGCAGGAUGCCCCAGCACCCAGUUCUGCCUUGGCCCCUAGGGUCCCUGAUCCUCAGACUGGCUGAUCAUGUGGACAUAAUAAAGACUCAGUGAGCUCCA
Molecule: messenger RNA, 1230 nt
Organism: Miniopterus natalensis
Lineage: Eukaryota; Metazoa; Chordata; Mammalia; Chiroptera; Miniopteridae
Gene: ANTKMT
Product: adenine nucleotide translocase lysine methyltransferase
Biological process (GO): peptidyl-lysine trimethylation; positive regulation of proton-transporting ATP synthase activity, rotational mechanism; regulation of mitochondrial ATP synthesis coupled proton transport
Cellular component (GO): mitochondrion
Molecular function (GO): protein-lysine N-methyltransferase activity
Source: RefSeq, a predicted model, not a curated record